ACACGAUACCCUCGCGCGUCUAUGCGCUCUGCAUAUUUCACUGCACCUUUUAUGAAUGUAGCCAUUUAGAAAGGAAAAAAAUAACCUCACAUAAUAAUAAUAAACCCAGUCAUCGGGCGUACGCAUACGCCUCCACGCGAACUCCCGGGUGGCUCAUAAGGAAGGGUGCACCGCAUCCAGCCACUUUGCCAUCAGACCUCGUUUUCUUCGGGUAUACAGAGGCGGCAAGAACCAAAUAAUGACUUUCGCAACACAAGAGUCAACCAGCCCGUACAACGGCGCAGUUACGCCUAUUUCACCCAGCUCUCAACAGGAGAGCCCUUUCGAGGGCAACGAAAUUUGGCGUGAUGCUCCUGUGUUCACCGGCACUACAAAGUUUGAUCCUCUGCCUGAUGUAAAGAACAUCAUGGUGACAGGAGGCGCUGGUUUCAUAGCAUGUUGGGUUGUCAGACACUUGGUAUUGACGUAUCCAGAAGCCUACAAUGUCGUCUCAUUCGACAAGUUAGACUACUGCGCAUCGCUCAACAACACCAGGGUACUAGAACAUGAGCCGAACUUCUCGUUUUACAGAGGCGACAUUACGAAUCCUUCCGAGGUCAUGGACUGUCUGGAGCGAUAUAAUAUCGACACCAUCUUUCACUUUGCAGCUCAAUCACAUGUCGAUCUGAGUUUUGGAAAUCCGUUCGGUUUCACUCAUACCAAUGUUUACGGUACCCAUGUUCUGCUCGAGAGCGCCCGAAAAGCGGGCAUCAAGCGCUUCAUCCACGUGUCUACCGAUGAAGUAUAUGGCGAGGUAAAGGAUGAUGAAGAUGAUCUUCUGGAGACGAGCAUUCUGGCACCCACUAACCCCUAUGCGGCCAGCAAAGCUGCUGCCGAGAUGCUGGUGAACUCUUACAAGAAGAGCUUUAAACUACCCGUCAUUAUAGUGAGGAGCAACAAUGUCUAUGGCCCUCACCAGUACCCGGAGAAAAUCAUUCCAAAGUUCACUUGCCUACUCGCCCGAGGAGAGCCCGUCGUCCUUCACGGAGACGGCUCGCCCACUCGUCGUUAUCUUUUUGCAGGCGACGCCGCCGACGCGUUCGAUACCAUUCUGCACAGAGGUCAGCUAGGGGAGAUCUAUAACGUUGGUUCUUACGAUGAAAUCAGCAACUUGUCGCUUUGCCACAAACUCCUAGCCGAGAUGGAGAUUAUCCCCUCUCGGCCUCCGUCAUCAUCACCUCCUUGCAACUAUACCACAUCCCCACCCUCAUCGUCUCCUCUGGGGGCAGAACAAGAAGAGAUCCAUCGUUGGGUCAAGUACACUCACGACCGACCUUUCAACGAUCACCGGUAUGCCGUUGACGGUACGAAACUGCGAAAACUAGGUUGGGAGCCGAAGACAACUUUUGAAGAGGGGCUCAGGAUUACUGUGGACUGGUACAGACGAUUUGGGGAAAGGUGGUGGGAUGAUAUUACCAACGUAUUGAGGCCCUUCCCUAUAACAGCGGGGGGCGGAGACGGGGUACUGGAUCAAGAGGUGGCCGAGGUGUGUGACAAGCCCGUCACUUUGGAAUCAAGAGAGAAUACGGGAGUUAGAAAGUCAUCCGAUAUACUGAAGGAAGCAUCGGGUUCGUUCAGGUCACGCCACCAACAAUAUCAACAUCAACAUCAUCACAAACACCGCACAAGAAAAUAUCAUCACCACACAAGGGAAACGUCGCGAGACAACACGGAUUAUUAUUCUAGCAGGAUACCAAGAAGCUGCGCUCUAGCUUCUCCACGCCCACGAGAGCUCGCCUCCAGCACCGGCCUAGUAAGCCCAGGGAUCACAUUAGAUGAGGACGAUGGUUUCGACGAUGGUUUCGACGAUGAGGAUUCGACAUAUAACCAACUAACGAUCGUUUACGACGACGAGGCACGAUCACGAAAGAAGCGCAAGCUUUUAACCGUGGUCGAUGAUAUCACCAACGAUAGCCACAGCUUCAACAAGAAGGCCCGGGGAAAUAUUACUCAAGAAGGGGGUCGCUGUGCUGAACUGUCGUGGACAGGCUUGACAAGAACGCUAUGAAUUUGCUUCUAGACGGGGCUACCGAGACACGAAAAGAGUUGUUUGAAUGGAAAUGGCGCAGGGGUAGCACCUAUAGAGCGGAAAGGGGGUCAGGUACUUUUUGUUGGAUCUGGAGUUCUAGAAACCAUUUAUUGUGCCAUUCUUUUUGGUGUUUC
This is a messenger RNA of Neurospora hispaniola, 2202 nucleotides long. RefSeq names its product NAD(P)-binding protein. Bases 239 to 2047 code for a protein of 602 amino acids. The transcript is spliced from 5 exons. Gene Ontology annotation, molecular function: dTDP-glucose 4,6-dehydratase activity. The record is from RefSeq and is a predicted model, not a curated record. Gene Ontology annotation, biological process: nucleotide-sugar metabolic process. Lineage: Eukaryota; Fungi; Ascomycota; Sordariomycetes; Sordariales; Sordariaceae.